This is a messenger RNA of Anisakis simplex (herring worm), 459 nucleotides long. The record is from the annotation of a GenBank genome assembly. NCBI's taxonomy places the organism in Eukaryota, Metazoa, Nematoda, Chromadorea, Rhabditida, Anisakidae.
AUGAAUGAUAAUGGUGCUGAAUCAGUGACCAUUACAGAAGUAAAUGGAUUAGUGAUCAGAUUCGAUCGAUUCAGGUUUCGUUACGCACAUGCGAAAGAUCGUCUACAAAGGCGUUUGUUCAAUGCGGCCAAAAAGGCCCUGGCCCGGAUUCCAACUCGUUCGGUGCGAUUAGGUGAUAAAGAACUGGACGCAGAUUGUCCGGUCUGCAUCGACCCCUAUCGCACCGGUGAUAUUGUUCGCGCACUUCCGUGCAGACACGUUUUUCACAAAACUUGUGUCGAUCCAUGGCUUUUGGAGCAUCGAACGUGUCCAAUGUGCAAAAGUGAUAUUCUUAAAGUAAGAUUCUGUACUGCUUCUUUAAUCAAAAUUCUGAGUGCAUCUAUGAUUCCCACCAAGGUUGAUAUUCGCAAGCAAAAAUUAACACUCGAUCAACGUUGUGAUCAAUCGCUGCGUGUCUGA